Trichoderma atroviride IMI 206040 is the source of this 2149-nucleotide messenger RNA. The record is from RefSeq and is a predicted model, not a curated record. Lineage: Eukaryota; Fungi; Ascomycota; Sordariomycetes; Hypocreales; Hypocreaceae.
AUGUCGUGGAACCUGACCAAAAAGCUCAAAGAAACCCAUCUGGGCUUCUCAAAGUCUUCAUCGCCCUCCGGCAGAGACAAGACCAAAGACAAGAGCGGCACUUCGACCCCGUCUGACGUCAAUAGUAUCUCCGAUGCGAACGGCGCCAAAGGCCUCACACAGGCGCCCGUCGUCAAGCCACCGAAACCUGGCAUCCUCGUCCUUACCCUUUUCGAAGCCCGCGGCCUCUCUCUCCCCGAGGAAUAUCAAGAUGUCUUAGCCGCAGGCCACCCGACUGGCACCCACUCUGCUGGAGAUGCGCUGAGCUCUGUCCGCCAGAGUGCAUCUGCCAGACCGCAGUCAACCGGAUCGGGAUUCAAAGGCAUUCCGACCAACCAUGGCCGUGUGUCGACCAAAUACAUGCCGUAUGCGCUGGUGGAUUUUGACAAGAACCAAGUUUUCAUCAACUCUGUUGAUGGCAACCCCGAGAACCCUGUUUGGGCUGGUUCCAACACCCAGUACAAAUUUGACGUGUCGCGUGUUGGCGAGUUGACGGUCUCGCUCUUUAUGAGAAACCCAGCCGCGGCUGGUAGAUCCCAAGACAUCUUUCUGGGAUCCGUUCGCGUCAAUCCCAGAUUCGAGACUGCGUCUGAAGCAUCAGGCAAAAAGGGUGAACGCCCACAGUCUCAGGGUUACAGCGGGCAGGGCUGGUUUGAACUACAGAAUGGAACAGGCAAGCUCCAAAUUGGCGUUGAUUUUGUUGAAAAUCGCGUCGGCAAGCUCACGAUUGAUGACUUUCACCUUCUCACGCUUGUUGGCAAGGGCAGUUUUGGAAAGGUGAUGCAGGUUCAGAAAAAGGAUACCGGCCGCAUCUACGCCAUCAAGACCAUUCGAAAGGCCAAAAUCAUUUCGCGUUCCGAAGUUACGCACACACUCGCCGAACGCUCCGUCCUUGCUCAGAUCAACAACCCCUUCAUCGUCCCGUUAAAGUUUAGUUUCCAGUCCCCGGAAAAGCUCUACUUUGUGUUGGCGUUUGUGAAUGGCGGAGAGCUGUUCUUCCAUCUUUCAAAGGAAGGGCGCUUUGAUAUCAACCGCUCUCGAUUCUAUACUGCCGAGCUACUCUGUGCUCUCGAAUGUCUGCACGGGUUCAACGUCGUCUAUCGGGAUCUGAAGCCCGAGAAUAUUCUUCUUGACUACCAGGGCCACAUUGCUCUCUGUGACUUUGGGCUGUGUAAGCUCGAGAUGAAGGACGAGGAUUCUACAAACACGUUUGUCGGCACUCCCGAGUAUCUGGCGCCCGAAUUGUUGAAGGGAGAAGGCUAUGGUAAAACAGUAGACUGGUGGACACUCGGCGUGCUACUUUACGAAAUGCUGACGGGUCUGCCGCCUUUCUAUGACGAGAACACCAACGAAAUGUAUCGCAAAAUCUUGACGGCCCCCUUGAACUUCCCCGGCUACGACGUUGUGCCUCCGGCGGCGAGGGACCUGCUAACCAAGCUUCUGGAUCGAGACCCGACCAAGAGACUGGGAGUCAAUGGGUCCACUGAGAUCAAGUCGCACCCCUUUUUCCACGGCAUUGACUGGAAGAAGCUCCUGCAGCGCAAAUAUGAACCAACAUUCAAGCCCCACGUGGCCAAUGCACUCGACACAAUCAACUUUGAUAAGCAGUUUACCGACGAACCCGCCCAAGACUCGCUCCCCGACGAUUUUGUGCUUUCCAAGACGAUGCAGGAUCAGUUUGUCAACUUUAGCUACAACAGGCCCGUCGCGGGAUUAGACGACGCAGGCGGCAGUAUCAAGGACCCCUCUUUCUUGGAUGCUUCUGAGGCACGAGGACGAAGGUAAAGAUGUGAAUAUUUAUAGAUGUGAAAUUUUAUGCAAGAACAAAUGUAGGCAUUUGGAGAUGUGAAAGAGAGAUGGCGGGCCAUGCUUUUACUUGUUGUUAGGAUAUGGGAGGAGGGAAACGGCGCGUAGACGUGUCGAGAGCAUCGAAGCAUCGAAGCAUGGAUGGAUCUUGUAUUGCUUUUGGUCUCAUGGGUGGACAAUUUGGGAGUAAAGGCGAUUUGUGCGCACAAUGUGUGUUGUUUGUUUUGUUUGGUCAUAUGCUACAUAGUCUUGUUUGACGAAGAUGUAGCUAGCUCGUUUGGCAUAUCGAGAAACUGUUGCAUAG